Closterium sp. Yama58-4 is the source of this 2040-nucleotide messenger RNA. The record is from the annotation of a GenBank genome assembly. NCBI's taxonomy places the organism in Eukaryota, Viridiplantae, Streptophyta, Zygnematophyceae, Desmidiales, Closteriaceae.
AUGAUUCAUUCUUCCACCACCCUGCGCCCUCCACCCUCCCCUUCCCGUCCGCCAUGCAGCCUGCAGAGCACAGCCGCCAUCAACGCCGUGACAGACGCACUCUAUUUCUCAUUCACCUCCGUGGUGGCCCUUGUCACCUUCGUCACCUUCACGCGCCUCGGCGGGCAUCUCACCGCCUCCUCUGUGUUCUACGUGCUCACGCUCUUGGAGGUAAGUUUUGGGACGUCUCAAAACGAGGUGGCCCUUGUCACCUUCGCCACCUUCACGUGCCUUGGAGGGCAUCUCACGGCGUCAUCAGUGUUCUACGUGCUCACGCUUCUCGAGCACCCACUCAUGGAGGUACGUGGGAUGGGAGGGUAUUGCAUCGGAUUGACAGGGAUAGCCUGCGUGCUCUCACAGCACCCACUCAUGGAGGUGCGUGGGAUGGGAGGGUAUUGCAUCGGAUUGACAGGGAUAGCCUGCGUGCUCUCACAGCACCCACUCAUGGAGGUGCGUGGGAUGGGAGGGUAUUGCAUCGGAUUGACAGGGAUAGCCUGCGUGCUCUCACAGCACCCACUCAUGGAGGUGCGUGGGAUGGGAGGGUAUUGCAUCGGAUUGACAGGGAUAGCCUGCGUGCUCUCACAGCACCCACUCAUGGAGGCCGCCCCGCACGGAGCCACCCACAAAGAAGCCCCUUUCCAGAACGGCUAUGCAGCACUGCUCCCAGAAGAGCGCCACUGUGCCCAUGAGGCGCUUUUUGAGUCUACUCAAGGAGCGCCGUCGCAUUCACAGAAUGGUUCUGCAUUGCUCUCAGAAGAGCCCCCCAACGCCAUUGACACCCAAGCCACCACCGAGCCUCUCAAAUCCACAGCUGCUACUCUCACAGCACCGAGUCUCCAGUCCCCACCAUCCUCAGAGCUCGCUUCACUGCCCAGCCAUCGCCUCUCCUCCCCCUCUGCUCCCACUCGCCUUCCUUCCACCCCCCGUGCUGCCUUGGUGCUUGAAGGGGCUUCGUUUUCUUGGGGAGAAACAGCGGGAGACGUUCAGUGCGAGGGGGAGAUGGAGGACGACGAGGAAGAAGAAGGAUUGAGCAGAGGGAGUGAAAGUGAUGCGCUUCUAGUGGCAUCGGCAGGGCAUGUUAUGGAUUUCACUGACACCCGGUGCAGGGACGAUUGGUGUAGGGGCUAUGGCAGCAUGGGCGAUGGGUGCAGCAGCUAUGGCACAGGUUAUGGCACGGGCUACAGCUUCGCACACGUCCCCUCAGCUUUCCGCAUGUGUUUCCCACAGCGGUUCUCGGGCCUUCACACUGCUGCUCCUUCCCCUGCUGCUGCUGCUGCUGCUGCUGCUGCUGCGAGCGCGCCUGUGAAAGCAAAGGAGGAGCAAGAGGGGCAGCGGGAGAUGGGCUGCGGAGGCGAGGCACUGAGCGGAUGGGUGGAGGGAGUGAGCGAGAGGCUGGGGGAGGCGGAGCUGCUGGGAGUGACUGGCAAGGUGAGAGGGAGAGGCCGUGGGAGUGACUGGCAAGCAUCACUUUUCUCCCGUCCAUGCCACCAGCCUUUCCUCAUCGAGGGGACGGUGCGCGACAAUAUCCUCUUUGGCACACCGCUACACGAGACCUUGUAUGCCAAGGUGUCCUCCCCUCGCCCCCCUCUCUGCUUUCCCCAUCCACUCAAGGUGUUGGACACCUGUGCCCUCUCUUGGACUGUCGAGGUGGUGGACGCCUGUGCCCUGCGCGCGGAUCUGGCCCUGUGGCCGCGUGGCGAUGCCUCAUUGGUGGAGGAGGGCGGGGGUAACCUCAGCGGUGGGCAGAGGGCGCGCGUGUCGCUCGCCCGGGCGGCCUAUGCUGCCCUGCACUGCUGCGCGGGCGCAUCACAACGGAGUACACGCCCGUUAAGUCCCUCUCUCUCUAUCCCAGCAUCCUCUUGCUGUCAUCCUCAUCCUCCCUCUCUCUCCCUCUUCUCCCCUGUCUUUGUUCUACUCCCCUCCUCACCCUCCCAUCCCCAGCUGCGACAGAGUGUUGGUGCUGGAAGGCGGCAGAGCAGUGGCGUGUGGCGCAUGGAGUGA